This is a messenger RNA of Sturnus vulgaris (Common starling), 3423 nucleotides long. Lineage: Eukaryota; Metazoa; Chordata; Aves; Passeriformes; Sturnidae. The record is from RefSeq and is a predicted model, not a curated record.
AUCCAUCAACGAAGAAGCUACCUCUUCCCCCAAGAUCGUGUCCAGAAAAGUCAAAAGCGUGAAAGUAGCUGUAAGUAACUUUACCUAGGCUGACAAUAUCCUUUCUGCCAGAAUCAAAUUAGCACUACUGGAGGCUUUGUGUAAGAUUUGCAAUUGCAUUAUGCCUUUACAUCAACUGAGGAGGCAUCAAGCUCCAAGAUGAUGACUUGAACCUUCUGUCUCUAAGCUUUUCUGUGUUGUGUCAGGUUAUGGUUAUGUGUUUCUGUGAAGAUUAAAGAAAUGCUGUGAUGCAACGGCUUUUAAGGAUUUAUGCUUUAAAAAGACACUCAAAAUUAAGCACAAAUGAAGGAGCAUACAGGUUCAAGGUUCUAGGAUGGAGUGAUCUGAUGAUUUCCUGAUGGUUUUUCUUAACUGUUAAAUUAAUUCUCCUCUUCUCCCUGCUCCAAAUUUCUCUUUGUAAUCAGAUUUUGUUGGUUAUGGGAACUCUUGAUUUGCUUACUUGCUUUAUGACUUUGAACUUCAAUGAUUUUUACAGACGCCUACUAUCAAUCCAGCUGCGUUUGAUCUUCAAUAACCAGGUUAAAAGCAGAAAAUACUGGAAGCAGAGGAAUUGUUUGUGUUAGUCCUGGCUUUACAGAACAAUAGUGUGCAGCUCAAAAUAGCAGAUGCUACUGAUAAAAAGCACAAAUGUUAACCAAGGCUGGCCACUGCUCCUCUCUGAACUCUGAAGAAAAUGUUAUUUCCAGUUUCCUUAUUCACAGGUUUCCCCUCACUGUAUUUCCCUUUCCCAUUUGUGGGAGAAGAGCCAUGAAGAACCGUUCCUCAUCUCCCCCUUUGCACGUCCAUGUGGAUGAAAACACCCCCGUCCAUGUCCAUAUUAAAAAGGGGCAGAAAACCACACCUGCAAAAUGCCAGCAAAAGCAGAAACAGAAAUCAAAAGGGGAUGGUGUGCGAGCUGUGCGGGUGAAAACUAAGGCCCCUUGGAUACCCCCAGGCAAAACAAGUACCCGUGAUACCAUCUUGAAAUGGGAGGAAUCAACUGACCACCUUGAAUCUACACCUAAAACCGAGUCAGACAGGAUGCAGUCGGUUCUGCGCCUCAGUGACCUCUCCACCGAGGAUGAUGAUCCCACUUGCUGCAAAAUUAACAAAUAUGAAAAGAAGAUAGAUAGCCUAAUGAAUAUGGUGGGAACACUGAAGAAAGAGGUCAAGAUGCAGCAAAUGGAGGAACAGGAGGAAAUGACAAAGCGCCUCCUGGAGGAGCAGAAAGAAGAACUGAAUGAGGUCACACAGGAGCUGGUAGAAACAGAGAAUGAGAACACGCGGCUGCGGCGCAACAUCGAACGCAUAAAGGAGGAGAAGGACCUGACUGUGCUACAGAAGGAAUGCUUGCAGCAGGAGAAGGAGUGUUUGAUGACCAAGCUGAAUGAAGCUGAAAGGGAUGGAGCAGCAGCUGCCAGACAGAUCAAUGCCCUGAAAAAUACGAUUGGGAGACUCAACAUUGAGAAACACAUGAGCAGCACAGAUAUAAAUGCUCUAACAAGACAAAAAGAGCUUCUACUCCAGAAAUUGAGCACCUUUGAAGAAACCAACCGGACACUCCGUGAGCUUCUUGCAGAGCAGCAGUGCCGGGAGAAAGAUGCCCAGAAGGUACUGGAUCGGCAAGCAUUACUGCUGAAAAGGAUGGCUGACACAGAUGCAGAGAACAUGCAACUUCAGAUCAGGCUUCAAGGAAAAGAAAAAGAGCUGGAAAACCUCACAGUUCAGAUAGUGGCAGAAAAGGAACAGUCAAAGAAAGCAAUUGAGCUCUCCAGAGCUAUGGAGCAAAUGAAAGCCCAUUUACAAGCCCAGCUGCGAGGCAAAGAAGCUGAGAACAACCGCCUGCUCACACAGCUGCGGAAUGUGGAGAUGAGUGAAUCUCAGCUUAAGGAAGAUCUGGAACUUGCCAUGGAACAGUUGAACGAUGUGAAGAACAAGAUGGAUGGUGAUAAAGAUGCCCUGAAGAAAGCGGUCCGUGCACAGAAAGAGCGAGCGGAGCGGAGUGAGGAGUAUGUGCAAAAACUGACUGCCCAGCUAGCAGAAAAGGAGAACUGUAUUGCUGAGUGCCGGAGCACUAUCGAGAGCUGGAGGAAUCGCUGCAGCAAAGUCACGAAGGACAAGGAUGACCUUGAACUGGAAGUCGUUACACUGAACAGCCGUAUUGCAGACUUGGUGGAACAACUGGCAAAGGUCCAGGAGAAGACACGGGACGAAAACGAAGCUUUGAUGGAUAGAGUGCACCAAAUGACUGGAGAGAACUGUGCUUUGAGGAAAGAUAAUGAAAGACUAAAGUCUGCUCUGAAUGCAAUGGAGGACAAGCUGAACCAAGCACAAUUAGAAUUGCAACAACUCCAGAACUCUGUCAGGAGCUACGAAGGGUUGAUUGAAAGCUACACAGCACAGGCACAGAAGGCCCGAAAGGAAGCAGAUGAGUUGGCAGCAAGACUGGAGAAGUGUGAAAAAGAGAACAAGACAUUAAGGGAAGAAACGAACAGGAAGCUUGAAGAGGCUCGUCAGAGCUUCCAGGACCAGCUUUCUGAACUGGAGAAGCUGCCUGAGAUCCUAAAGUACACUGAGACACAGCUGGCAGAGUGCCAUCAACAGCUCAUGGGUUAUGAGAAGAAGAACACGGACCUGUGUGUCAUGAUUUCAGAUCUCCGUCAGCUGAUUGACCUCCAGGGGGACAAAAUGGAGAUGACAAGAGAGAGAUAUCAGUCUGCCCAAGAGGAGAAAAAGCAGCUCACCUUGAAGGUGGAGGAACUAGAAAGAAAACUAGAGUCCACGAAUGCCCAGAACAUAGAAUUCCUUCAGGUCAUAGCAAAACGUGAGGAGUCAAUCCACCAGUGUCAGCUGCGGCUGGAGGAGAAGAGCCGUGAGUGCAGCUCCCUGGCACGUCAGCUGGAGAUGGCCAUUGAGGAUGCCAAAAGACAAGUGGAACAAGCUCGAGAACGAGCAGUCUCCAGAGAGAGGGCAGCCCAGUCCAAGGUUUUGGAUUUAGAGACCCAGCUGAGCAGGAAUAAAACAGAGCUGAACCAGUUGCAACGGAGCAAAGAGGAUGCAGAGCGCCGAUACGAAAGCCGCCUCCAGGACCUGCGGGAUCGGCUGGAGCAGUCGGAGAGCACCAACCGCAGCAUGCAGAACUACGUCCAGUUCCUCAAGUCUUCCUACGACAAUGUUUUUAGGGAAAGUGCUUUUCUGGGCUCCCCCAGCCACACUCGCUCUCUUCUCUGAGAGCAAUGCAUUACUUGCACCUUUUUUAAGCACACAGAAAGAGCUUUGUUUCAAAAGCCAUAUUGAUAUAGAAAACUGGAUAGCAUUUUAGGGUCACUGUUGGGAGACUUUUUUUAUUGCAGAAUGAAAAAAUAAAAUGAUGUUGGUAUCUGA